AUGGGCGCUGAGUGGAUGGCAGCGAUAGCUUUGCAACCAAACAAACCGUUAAGGUGCGACGUGUGCCUGAAGACGUUCGCCACCAAGUCCACCGUCCAGCGCCACACGCGAACAACUCACACUGGAGAAAAGCCUUUCUGCUGCGACCGGUGCUCCAGGUGUUUCGCAUUGCACUCCACCCUGAAGACGCACGUCCUCACCCACACAGGGGCCAAACCGUUCAGAUGCGACAUCUGCGACAAAUGCUUCGCCCAGAGGAGCGGUCUGACUCACCACAUGAUAAUUCACAGCGGGGAGAAGGUCUUCAGGUGCGGGAUGUGCUCGAGGGACUUCUCCACCAAGUGCAACAUCCAGAUACACAUACGCAUGCACAGCUGCGAAAAACCCUUCAGAUGCUAG
Gigantopelta aegis is the source of this 399-nucleotide messenger RNA. Its product is annotated as protein krueppel-like. The record is from RefSeq and is a predicted model, not a curated record. Gene Ontology annotation, molecular function: DNA-binding transcription factor activity, RNA polymerase II-specific; RNA polymerase II cis-regulatory region sequence-specific DNA binding. The transcript has 2 exons. The coding region runs from base 1 to 399 and encodes 132 amino acids. Gene Ontology annotation, biological process: regulation of DNA-templated transcription. Lineage: Eukaryota; Metazoa; Mollusca; Gastropoda; Neomphalida; Peltospiridae.